Molecule: messenger RNA, 156 nt
Organism: Adineta steineri
Lineage: Eukaryota; Metazoa; Rotifera; Eurotatoria; Adinetida; Adinetidae
Source: the annotation of a GenBank genome assembly
AUGUCGUCGACAUGGCAAGUUUUACUUGCACUUGAUGCUCGUUAUAAUGUUCAUCGAACACCAAAUAAUUUUCAAUUUAAAACACUUUAUAUUCGAAGGCGAAGUCAAUUACUACGUGAUAAUCGUCCAAGUGAAGUAAGUUCAACUUAUUUUUGU